This is a messenger RNA of Papilio xuthus (Asian swallowtail), 3443 nucleotides long. RefSeq names its product Ribosomal RNA Processing 5 (gene Rrp5). The transcript is spliced from 15 exons. Gene Ontology annotation, biological process: rRNA processing. The coding region runs from base 2 to 3403 and encodes 1133 amino acids. Gene Ontology annotation, cellular component: small-subunit processome; nucleolus. The record is from RefSeq and is a predicted model, not a curated record. Gene Ontology annotation, molecular function: protein binding; RNA binding. NCBI's taxonomy places the organism in Eukaryota, Metazoa, Arthropoda, Insecta, Lepidoptera, Papilionidae.
UAUGCUACAAGCUGCAGUCUCCUCUGUGGAAGAUCAUGGUUAUGUUAUGGAUGUUGGUAUAAGCAAUACCAGAGCAUUCCUACCCAAGAAUGCGUCAAAUUCGGAGUUAGAAUUAGAGACAGGCAUGUUGACGUGGUGUUGUAUAAAAUCUCUAGUUGUAGAGAAUGAGAACAGUGUGUUAACACUUAGCAAUGACCUGGAGGCUCUGCGGGGAGCGGUCCAGCGGCGACACACUGCAGCACUCUACCCCGCUACUGCACUUGAGUUUUCUAUUGACAAGUCUUUAGACAAUGGUAUAGAGGGGCAUGUGUUCCAAGACACAGUGGCAUAUGUACAGCGGCAGCAGGUCGACAAGGUGAAAGGAAAGAAACCUAACUUUGGACAAAAGGUUCGCGCCAGAGUGUUAUACGUUUUACCAACAAGGAACACACCAUUUUUGACAAUGAAGAACAUAUUUGAAUGUACAUAUCCAGAUUUAGAGAAAGAACAGAAGUACAAAACGGGAGACAUCAUUGAGGAAGCUCAGGUGAUAAAGAUAAUGGGCAGGUGUAUAAUGUUCAAGCUGGGGUCUGGAUGUAUCGGCAGUCUCAGUCUGCGCAGGAUACAGGUGGAUGAGGAGCUCACUGACGAGGAUGUUAUUGCAAAGUCAUAUCCCAUCGGCAGUACUCACGUUGUCAGAGUUCUUAUGUACAAUAUGUGCGACUACAUAUACUCGUUGAGUGACGAGGCGUCAGUAUUGUCAGAGAAGAUAUUCACGUUGUCAGACCUGAGUGUUGGUGACAUAGUGCCCGCUACUGUGCGCAAUGUCAAUGAUAACAGACUGAUACUGUCCGUUGGAAGAGUUACUGGUGUUGUUCUGAAGACGCAUAUGUCAGACGCCGGGUGCUACGUGGACCCGAAGAAGGCGAGCACCGCUCAGCUGACGAAGAAGUUCAAGGAGGGACAGCGUGUGAAGGCAAGAGUGUGGGAGUUAGACGUCAAGAGGUCGAUUCUGAAACUGACGUUAAAGCCCAGCCUUCUGACGCCAGACCUGGACGUGCUGCACAGAUACGAGGACGCUGUGGAGGGCAAGACCUACACUGGAGUUAUAGCGUGCGUCCGUGACUACUUGCUGGUGUCGUUCUUCAACGGGUUGCAUUGCUACGUGCCGCGAGCACAUGUCGCCCAGCCCCCGCCCGACACCCUCAGCACGAUAUUCCAUGUUGGACAAAUUGUUAACUGCACCAUUCUAAAUGUGUUACCGGAGACUAAAAAGAUGACUGGAAGUCUCCUCUCUGACCCGUUCAAGUACUGGAAAACUCGGUUGACAACAGAAAAGAGACAAAACACUGAAGAUGGACCGAUAUUAAAAAAGAAACUAAAGAAAAGUGAAUCACAGGAAGAAAAUACAAUUGAUAAGAAAGAAAAGAAAAACGAAUCUACAGAACAUGAAGUCAUGGCAGAAAAUGUAGAAGAUAAAUCCAAAAUUUCCAAAAAAAAGAAAAACAAGAAGAAAAAUAAAGAAAUAACAGUAGAUGGAGAAAAUGUGGAAAAUGAAAAUCUUGAAAAUGAAAGCAAGGAAUCAAAUAAUAUGGAAGAUAGCACAACAGAGAAAAAGACGGGUAAAAAGAAAAAAGAAUCAGAAAAUGUUGAAACAGAAGAUGACUUUUUGGAUCUGGAUGAAAUUUUCACAAAACACGAACUUAUGGACGUAGACGAGGAUGUUGACUCAAACAAAGAGAAAGCUAAAAAACGAAAGAAAAACAACAAAGACAAACAGGAACUAACAAAAGAAUCUAAAAGUAAAACAAAUAAAAAAAAUAAAACAGUCGAAAUACAAACGGAUUCAGAUGAAGAGGAAGUUCCAGAUAAAAAGAUAAGGAAAUCUGUUUCACCAGAUAAAGAUAAGACAACAGAAGAAAGUGACGCGAUAGAAACUGAUAUAUACGAGGAUAGUGACAACUUGCUGACACCACAAGAUCAGGGUCUCAUGGACCUGUCAGACUGCACCACACCAAAGCAAUACAAACGAAGAAUAAUAUCUUUAUUGAAAGUAAUACAAAGCAAGACACGUCGUAUAGAUAAAAUAGAUGAAAAAAUAGAAGCAUUAGUAAACAGAGGAAUAACAGUUGGUAGCAAAAAGUACCACACCGCCAUGCUCACGGAGAAAUUACUUAUAGAAAAAGGUAUCGAGAAACUUCUAGAAACAUUAAAAGUAGCCCAGGAUAAAUUUAAAGAAUUCAACUUGAAAAAGGAAAAUAAGAAAAAGAAGGAAAAGAAAGAGAAGAAGAUAACAGAUCUUAUUCAGUUUGUUGAUAAGAAAAGUGAGAUUAAAGUAGAUAAGCCGGUACAAAAAGUUCUAGAUAUAAGUAAAAGUGUAAAAGUGCAAAGUGUAGAGCCUGUGUUGGAGGUGCCGAGCGCCAAGGAGUUCUGGUCUGCACCCUCGGAGCCUCCCCAACCACCUCAGGAGCAGGACUCCAGUAGCAGCAGCGAGGAGCAGGAAGAAGAGAAACCUAAGAAAAAGCGUAAGAAGCUCCGUGCGGCAGAGAGAGUGGCGAAAGCACGGGAAGAGGAAGAGAAGAUCAGAUCGCUGGAGAUCGAGCAGGUGGCGGGGGGCGAAGCGCCGCGCUCCGCGGAGCAGUUCGAGCGCGCGCUGCUCGCCAGUCCUGACUGCAGUCAGCUCUGGAUAGCGUACAUGGCAUUCCAUCUACAGGCCACGGAGAUAGAGAAGGCGCGCGGUGUGGGGCGACGUGCGCUGCGCACCAUCUCCUUCCGCGAGGAGCAGGAGAAGCUGAACGUGUGGCUCGCACUGCUCAACCUCGAACACCGCUUCGGCACCAAGGAAUCCCAACAAAAAACAUUAGAAGAGGCGCUCCAGAUGAACGAGAAGUACCAGAUCCACUCCAAACUGCUAGACAUCUACGUAGAGACGGGUAAGGCGAGCGAAGCUGGCGCGCUGGCCGAGCUGAUGCUGCGCAAGUACCGGCGUCAGCUGCAGGCCUACAUCGACGCCGGCAGCGCCUGCUACCAGCUUGGUCUGCUGGAUAAAGCACGACAGAUCAUGCAGAAGGGACUCACCGCUUUAGAGAAGAGAGAACAUGUGUCUCUGCUGGUGCGUUUCGCUCAGCUGGAGCGCGGAUGCGGCGAGGCGGAGCGCGCGGGGGCUCUGCUGGAGCACGUGGUCGCCGCCUACCCGCAGCGCGUCGACGUCACCUCACUAUACGUCGACAUGCUGCUCAAGAGUAAUGACAUAGAACGAGUCAGGCAACUUAUGGAACGAAUGACGUCACAGAAACUGCCAGCGCGCAAAAUGAAAGUACUCUUCAAGAAAUGGAUUGAGGUUGAAGAGAAAAUUGGCAACCAACAGCAAGUCGACAACAUCAGGAAACGCGCUUUGGAAUUUAUAGAGAAAGCGCAGUUCUAAAAUAAAAAAAAAUGACAACACUUUUUUGUGGUUUUAUUAC